GGUUGAUUAGCGCAUGCGCGGGGGGUCUUACUCUCUUUCGGCGCGGUGCGAGCAGCGGGCAGGAUGGGUCACCAGCAGCUCUACUGGAGCCACCCCAGGAAGUUCGGCCAGGGCUCCCGCUCGUGCCGCGUGUGCUCGAACCGCCACGGCCUGAUCCGCAAGUACGGGCUGAACAUGUGCCGGCAGUGCUUCCGCCAGUACGCCAAGGACAUCGGCUUCAUCAAGUUGGACUAAACACUUCUCAAGAAGAUGAGAUGUCGCAAGGAGACUUCUGGACAUAAUUCUCUGCCUAAUUUGGAUAACCGGGCGCACUAAAUUUACAAAGUCUUUGCCAUGCUAUUUUGUGUAUAAAAUAAAAUGGCUUAACAGUCAA
Molecule: messenger RNA, 373 nt
Organism: Emys orbicularis (European pond turtle)
Lineage: Eukaryota; Metazoa; Chordata; Testudines; Emydidae
Gene: RPS29
Product: ribosomal protein S29
Exons: 3
Coding region: 64-234 (56 amino acids)
Biological process (GO): translation
Cellular component (GO): cytosolic small ribosomal subunit; ribosome
Molecular function (GO): structural constituent of ribosome; zinc ion binding
Source: RefSeq, a predicted model, not a curated record